AUGAACACUUGCUUUGGCUUCCUGGGUGUCAAUGUCGGCAUGAUUGUCAUUUGCCACCUGCGCGGUUGGCGUGCCAUUCUGAUGCUGGAGGCAAUGGCAUGCGAAUUCUGCCAAUUAGCAAGUGCUAUCGCAGCAACCGUGAGUCCGAGCACCCUACCCACCGUUGAGGUGCCGGCCCGCAAGUUCCAGUCUUACGAGUGCCUUAUUGAAGAGGCCGCGAGACUUGACGCUGGUGAUGCAAUCCAUGCAAAGGCUCCUGUCGAUCAAAGGGGCGAGAAAGAGUGA
Molecule: messenger RNA, 285 nt
Organism: Penicillium lagena
Lineage: Eukaryota; Fungi; Ascomycota; Eurotiomycetes; Eurotiales; Aspergillaceae
Exons: 2
Coding region: 1-285 (94 amino acids)
Source: RefSeq, a predicted model, not a curated record